Molecule: messenger RNA, 1734 nt
Organism: Mesoplodon densirostris (Blainville's beaked whale)
Lineage: Eukaryota; Metazoa; Chordata; Mammalia; Artiodactyla; Ziphiidae
Gene: IGF2BP1
Product: insulin like growth factor 2 mRNA binding protein 1
Exons: 15
Coding region: 1-1734 (577 amino acids)
Biological process (GO): regulation of gene expression; nervous system development
Cellular component (GO): nucleus; cytoplasm; cytosol
Molecular function (GO): mRNA 3'-UTR binding
Source: RefSeq, a predicted model, not a curated record
AUGAACAAGCUGUACAUCGGCAAUCUCAACGAGAGCGUGACCCCCGCGGACUUGGAGAAAGUGUUUGCGGAGCACAAGAUCUCCUACAGCGGCCAGUUCUUGGUCAAGUCCGGCUAUGCCUUCGUGGACUGCCCCGACGAGCACUGGGCGAUGAAGGCCAUCGAAACUUUCUCCGGGAAAGUGGAGCUGCAAGGAAAACGCCUAGAGAUUGAACACUCCGUCCCCAAAAAACAAAGGAGUCGAAAACUACAGAUCCGAAAUAUUCCACCUCAGCUUCGAUGGGAAGUACUGGACAGCUUGCUGGCUCAGUAUGGGACAGUGGAGAACUGCGAGCAAGUGAACACCGAGAGUGAGACGGCAGUGGUGAAUGUCACCUAUUCCAACCGCGAACAGACCAGGCAAGCCAUCAUGAAGCUGAACGGCCACCAACUGGAGAACCACGCCUUGAAGGUCUCCUACAUUCCUGAUGAGCAGAUAACACAGGGUCCCGAGAAUGGGCGCCGAGGAGGCUUUGGCUCUCGGGGCCAGCCCCGCCAGGGCUCUCCCGUGGCAGCAGGAGCCCCGGCCAAGCAACAGCAAGUGGACAUCCCCCUGCGGCUCCUCGUGCCCACCCAGUACGUGGGCGCCAUCAUCGGCAAGGAGGGUGCCACCAUCCGCAACAUCACAAAGCAGACCCAGUCCAAGAUCGACGUGCACAGGAAGGAGAACGCAGGUGCUGCCGAGAAGGCCAUCAGCGUCCACUCGACCCCCGAGGGCUGCUCCUCUGCCUGUAAGAUGAUCUUGGAGAUUAUGCACAAGGAGGCAAAGGACACCAAAACGGCUGACGAGGUUCCCCUGAAGAUCCUGGCCCAUAACAAUUUCGUGGGGCGUCUCAUCGGCAAGGAGGGGCGCAACCUGAAGAAGGUGGAGCAGGACACGGAGACAAAGAUCACCAUCUCCUCGCUCCAGGACCUCACGCUCUAUAACCCCGAGAGGACCAUCACUGUGAAGGGCGCCAUCGAGAACUGCUGCAGGGCCGAGCAGGAGAUCAUGAAGAAAGUUCGGGAAGCCUAUGAGAAUGACGUGGCUGCCAUGAGUCUGCAGUCUCACCUCAUCCCCGGCCUGAACUUGGCUGCUGUAGGCCUUUUUCCAGCCUCCUCCAGUGCAGUCCCACCACCUCCCAGCAGCGUCACCGGAACCGCCCCCUACAGCUCCUUUAUGCAGGCUCCAGAGCAGGAGAUGGUGCAGGUGUUCAUUCCCGCGCAGGCGGUGGGCGCCAUCAUCGGCAAGAAGGGGCAGCACAUCAAGCAGCUCUCGCGCUUCGCCAGCGCCUCCAUCAAGAUCGCUCCUCCUGAAACUCCGGACUCCAAAGUUCGCAUGGUCAUCAUCACUGGACCCCCAGAGGCCCAAUUCAAGGCUCAGGGAAGAAUUUAUGGAAAACUCAAGGAGGAGAACUUCUUUGGUCCCAAGGAGGAAGUAAAGCUGGAGACCCAUAUCCGGGUGCCAGCGUCGGCAGCUGGCCGGGUCAUUGGCAAAGGUGGCAAAACGGUGAAUGAGCUGCAAAAUCUGACGGCAGCUGAGGUGGUGGUGCCAAGAGACCAGACCCCUGAUGAGAACGACCAGGUCAUCGUCAAGAUCAUUGGGCAUUUCUAUGCCAGCCAGAUGGCUCAGCGGAAGAUACGAGACAUCUUGGCCCAAGUCAAACAGCUGCACCAAAAGGGACAGGGUAACCAGGCCCAGGCCCGGAGGAAGUGA